GUGCUUGCAAUAUUCCACCAUGUAAAGGAAACUUAAACCAGCAAGCCAUGAAAACGCAAGUUUCCUUAGCUCUCUGUUUCUCACUUUUCCUAGUAGUCCCAUGUAACACUCAACAAUUUGCAUGUGACAAGAAUGAUCCCAAUACGAGCCAGUUCCCCUUCUGUGACUACGCCUUAUCUUAUGAGGAUCGAGCCAAGGACCUUGUUUCACGCUUGACUCUCCAAGAAAAGGUGCAACAACUAGUAAACACGGCCUCUGGCAUUUCCAGGCUUGGUGUGCCUGCCUAUGAGUGGUGGUCUGAGGCACUUCACGGUGUCUCAGACCUGGGUCCAGGCACACGUUUUAAUGCCACAGUGCCUGGUGCAACUAGUUUCCCCGCUGUAAUUUUGUCUGCUGCAAGUUUCAACGCGACAUUAUGGUUUAAGAUGGGGCAGGUAGUGUCAACAGAAGCUCGAGCCAUGUACAAUGUAGGGUUAGCGGGCUUGACAUAUUGGAGCCCUAAUGUUAACGUGUUUCGUGACCCGAGAUGGGGACGUGGCCAAGAAACACCAGGGGAGGACCCUCUGGUGGUCUCAAGAUAUGCUGUGAAUUAUGUUCGGGGAUUGCAAGAAGUGGGUGGGGAGUCAAACUCUACUCAUGACAAGCUUAAGGUUUCAAGUUGUUGCAAGCACUACACUGCUUACGAUCUGGAUAAUUGGAAAGGCGUCGAUCGAUUCCAUUUUGAUGCAAAGGUUACGAAACAGGACUUGGAAGAUACGUAUCAGCCACCAUUUAAGAGCUGUGUUGAGGAGGGACAUGUGAGCAGUGUAAUGUGCUCAUACAACAGGGUGAAUGGGAUUCCUACCUGUGCUGAUCCAGACCUGCUAAAAGGAAUAGUUAGAGGCCAAUGGGGUCUUGAUGGAUAUAUUGUUUCAGACUGUGACUCUGUUGCGGUUUUUUAUAAUAGCAUCCAUUACACUGCUACCCCUGAAGAUGCCGUAGCAGUUGCUCUAAAAGCAGGUUUAAACAUGAACUGUGGGGAUUAUCUGGGAAAGUACACCGUAAAUGCAGUCAACUUAAAAAAAGUGGAAGAAUCUAUUGUUGACCAGGCUUUAAUAUAUAACUAUAUAGUCCUUAUGAGGCUUGGUUUCUUUGACGGAAACCCCAAACUGCUUCUAUUCGGUGAUCUGGGGCCAUCUGAUGUAUGCGCUGAUGAUCAUCAGCUGCUAGCCCAUGAUGCUGCCAAGCAGGGAAUAGUUUUACUAGACAACAAUGGAGCUCUUCCUUUGUCCCAAAAUAUCACCAAGAAUUUAGCUGUUAUAGGACCAAAUGCUAAUGCCACAACAGUAAUGAUAAGUAACUAUGCUGGUGUACCUUGCCACUACACUAGCCCUUUACAAGGACUGCAAAAGUACGUCUCAGUGGUUACAUAUGAAGCAGGGUGUAGCGAUGUAAAAUGCAGUAAUGAGACACUUAUUGAGGCUGCAGUUCAGGCUGCAGCCAAGGCUGAUGCUUUGGUGGUAGUUGUGGGGCUAGAUCAAUCUAUUGAGGCAGAAGGGCUGGAUAGAGUGAACUUGACAUUGCCAGGAUAUCAAGAAAAGUUGGUGACUGAUGUUGCUAAUGCAGCAAAUGGAACAGUGAUUCUUGUGAUUAUGGCUGCUGGUCCUAUUGAUAUUUCUUUUGCAAAGAAUGUGAGCCAAAUUGGAGGCAUUUUGUGGGUCGGAUAUCCUGGGCAAGCUGGGGGAGAAGCCAUUGCUCAAGUCAUAUUUGGAGAUUAUAAUCCAGCUGGAAGGUCCCCUUUUACAUGGUAUCCACAAGAGUAUGCAGAUCAGGUGCCUAUGACAGACAUGAAUAUGAGAGCCAACACCAGCGAAAAUUUUCCUGGAAGAACCUACCGCUUCUACACUGGCAAAUGUAUUUAUGAAUUUGGACAUGGACUAAGCUAUACGUCAUUCUCCAAGUUCAUAUUAUCUGCUCCUUCCACAAUACUCAUCCAAUCAAUACCAAAUAAUAUUCUCUCCUCUAAAUCCAUCCGCGAACCAUAUGCUUACUCAAAUGGUGAAGCAAUUGAUGUUUCAAACAUAAACUGCAACGAUCUGCAAUUUAAUCUUGUCAUUGGGGUGAAGAACAAUGGACCAAUGAAUGGAGCCCAUGUGGUGCUCUUGUUCUGGAAGCCACCAAGCUCAAGAGUGGUGACCGGUGCACCAAACGUGCAGUUAGUUGGGUUUGAGAGGCUGGAAGUGAAGAGAGGAAAGACACAGAAUGUGACAAUGAGCUUGGGUGUCUGCAAGGAGUUUACGCUUGUGGAUGCUGAAGGGAACAGGAAGUUAAUUACAGGGCAGCAUACCCUUUUUGUGGGUUCUACUAGUGAGUACCAAGUAAGGCACCAUUUCGUUGUCAGGCAGGCUGUGAAUGCAAGUGUAGAAGGUUCUGUGUCUAUGUAGGCAAUAACAUUAGUUGGAGUGCUGCUACCAACUACAAUCGUACAGUAGUAGAAUAACUUAUGGUGUGCUAGGACUUAGAAAUUAGCUAAGCAGCAUGUAAGCUAUCAUCUACACAUAUUUAGCUCUCUCCUGAGUCCAUGUUUAAGAGGUCCUUUUUAGGGCCAGAAGCCCAGAACGAAAAUGUAAAAGUUUAUUGAGCAGCGAGUGAGGUAUCAUUUACAUAUA
Messenger RNA from Theobroma cacao (cacao), 2648 nucleotides. RefSeq names its product Glycosyl hydrolase family protein. The record is from RefSeq and is a predicted model, not a curated record. Gene Ontology annotation, biological process: xylan catabolic process; arabinan catabolic process. Gene Ontology annotation, molecular function: alpha-L-arabinofuranosidase activity; xylan 1,4-beta-xylosidase activity. NCBI's taxonomy places the organism in Eukaryota, Viridiplantae, Streptophyta, Magnoliopsida, Malvales, Malvaceae.